This is a messenger RNA of Cyphomyrmex costatus, 940 nucleotides long. Its product is annotated as UPF0472 protein C16orf72 homolog. The record is from RefSeq and is a predicted model, not a curated record. The transcript has 5 exons. NCBI's taxonomy places the organism in Eukaryota, Metazoa, Arthropoda, Insecta, Hymenoptera, Formicidae. The coding region runs from base 7 to 732 and encodes 241 amino acids.
GCAGCGAUGAGCGACGACAGGAGCGAGGAUGAACCGAUCAUGGACUUUAAUUGGUACAGCAACUGGGAGCAGCAGUGCGUCGAGGCGCUCGAGUCCGAGCCCGAUUACGAGAAUCAGCUGCACAACGAGAAGGAGCUCUACUCGCAGCAGAUGUGGACAAAGUUCCAGACUACCGCGUCGGCCAUCGCCCAGUUAUACAAAGACCGCACAUUGGGUGUCUCGCUAUGGGUGCCGUUUCAGACGGCCGCUGGUACCGUCACAUCAUUGUACAAAGAUUCAGUGGACUGUAUGAGGCGAUGCAGCGAUUUGGGAGUGGAAAUGGGCAAGCAGAAACGUUGUAAAGAAAUAAUGAAUUGGGCUAGGAAAAAAAGACGUAUGAUUCGCAGAGAAGAUCUUCUUGCAUAUCUCGCUGGAAAACCACCUCCACCUCGUUCGCAUCCACACAGAAGUUCACCUAAACCACGUAUGAUGGUGUGCGGUUCUCCGUCGUCACAAAGUCAAACGCCGAGUAUGGUGAUUGCUCCCGCACCGACAACAGGCACUGAUCCAGAUCCUGAGUUGCACACAUUUAGAGAAGCAUUGUCGGGUUCUCCAGUGUCUCGACGUGGCGGAAGACAAGCCGAAUUGUCAGCCUUUAUUAGCAACGAAUUGGCUCGGCAUCAUAAACGGCCUGCUUCGCAUGACGUGGAUAUGGGAUCACCCACGCACAAACGUAUGCGUACUACACUGUAACGGCGCGCGACGCGUACAGUAGCUUUACUCCCUUGUUCCCCUGUUAAUUAAUCGACCCGAUUAAUGACUAAUAGCUCAGCUCCCCUACAUAACUUCUGGUUAUGUGUAACUAUUUGAGGGAAACGGUAGUGGUUCAUACUGCCAGAUAAGCACGUUCGUAUGUGUCUCCGGUAGCUUUUACUGUCGAUUUCGAUUUAUAUAUAACAUU